AUAUUCGCAAAAUGAUGACACGGCUUCUAUCGAUUAGUUAUAACUACGAAUUACAAAUGAACGCAGUUUGUUACGUUAAAUACUUGAAACAUUGCCAAUAUGCGCAGUAUUUAAGCAUUUUAAGCCAUUUACGACGAAUUUCUACACGUGUAUCUAUAAUCGUGCCUUAGUAUACUGCUAGAGCGAAGUGAAGGAGUCUAACUUUACAUAUGUGAUAUCUCAAGUUGCAUGAUAGAAUUAUGCAAAGUUUUAUAUGCUCGAAACGACAUUAUGUCGUUUCGAAGAAACUUGUCGGGUCCUUAUUUAAGUACAAUUUAAAGAAAUAUGAGAUAUUUAAUGCCAUGUCCACGAACGUUAACUUUAAUAAUCAGAUGAAUAGGUUAUGUUUACCAUUAUCACAUCGGUUGUAUGAAAGAGGACACAAGGAAUUAGCUGGAAUACGAUCGUUGCUUUUAAAAAAUAGGUUACCUAGAGUUUAUUAUUUUCCAAAUAUGCAUAGCACAAGAGGUCUUAGCACAACUUCUGCUAGCCAUCAACAACAAUCUUCCACUGAAUCUAAUAAAGAUCCAAGCAAAGAUCCCAAAAGACCCAAUGAAUAUGACAUAGCUGUCCUAAAAAUACUUUUAGUUCUAAUUUUCACAGGUUUCAUCUAUUAUAUGACAUUGUCUUCAAUCAAUGGAGUAGUAGUUGAUAAAAUAAGUUGGAAUGAUUUUAUAAAUGAAGUACUUUUGAAAGGUCAAGUUCAAGAAAUUAAGCUCUAUCCAGGUCAUGUACAAGUUGUUUUAAAACGUGGUGCUACUUACAAGGGAAAGAUGCUAGUCAGUAAACUUGAUCUUUAUGAUUUUCCCGAGACCAAAGAUGUGGAAGAGAAAAUUAGAGCAGUUGAAAGGCAUAUUGGGAUCAAAAUGGAGGAUGGAAUUCCAAUUAGGUAUAUCAAUAUGGACGAUGAGAUGGCUAUAUCAGAACUGAUUUCGACAAUAAUAAUACUCGGAGCGCUUUUUAUGCUUUUCCGUCAUCCAGUCGUAAAAAACAAAUUUAACAUUCUUACGGAUUUGAGGAAAGCGAAAUACACAUUAAUAGAUCCCUUCGCUGGCAAAGGUGUCCGUUUUAAGGACGUGGCUGGAUUGAAGGAAGCCAAAGUUGAAGUAAUGGAAUUCGUUGAUUAUCUUAAGAAACCCGAACGAUAUAAGAAACUCGGGGCUAAGGUACCAAAAGGCGCUUUGCUUUUGGGACCACCAGGAUGUGGUAAAACACUUUUAGCCAAAGCUGUUGCAACUGAGUCGAAUGUUCCAUUUUUAUCAAUGAAUGGAUCUGAAUUCAUUGAAAUUGUAGGUGGUUUAGGCGCUGCGCGCGUAAGAAAUUUAUUUGCAGAAGCUAAAAAAAGAGCUCCUAGUAUUAUUUAUAUAGAUGAAAUUGAUGCUAUUGGUAAGAAACGAUCUGAAUCGUACGCUCAGUUCAGCACCAGCGAAUCCGAACGAACGUUGAAUCAACUUUUGGUAGAAAUGGAUGGCAUGACGACAGCUGAGGAUAUUAUUAUUUUAGCCUCAACGAAUAGAGCGGAUGUUUUAGAUAAAGCCCUAUUGAGACGUGGUAGAUUUGAUAGGCAUAUUUUGAUCGAUCUUCCUACUUUAGAAGAAAGAAUACAAAUUUUUGAAUAUCACCUUCAGUCAUUGUCGUUGGAAGGAAAACCAUUACAAUACGCUAAAUAUUUAGCACAUCUUACUCCUGGCUUUAGUGGAGCGGAAAUAGCGAACGUCUGUAAUGAAGCUGCGUUACAUGCAGCCGGAGAGAAAAAGACGAAAGUUCACAAUACCGAUCUCAUGUACGCGAUCGAUAAAGUAUUAGGUGGUACGGUGAAGAAAUCUAGUACAUUGACACCUUCCGAAAAAAAAGUUGUCGUUUACCACGAGGCCGGCCACGCAAUAGCUGCUUGGAUGUUAGAGCACGUGAAUCCCUUAAUUAAAGUAACAGUAGUACCAAGAACAAAUAAACGUUUAGGCUUUUCUCAAUACUCCGACUCAAAUUUGAAGCUUCAAAGCACGGAACACCUUUUUGAACGCAUGUGCGUGCUAUUAGGUGGCCGAGUCGCAGAAAGUAUAAUGUUUAACAAAAUAUCUACGAGAGCGCAGAGCGAUUUAAAGAAGGUAACGGAGAUAGCAUAUCAUCAAGUACAACAAUUUGGAAUGAGCCCCUCUGUAGGCUUACUUUCUUUUAACAGGGAAUUAACAUCGACGAAAACCAAGAAACCGUAUAGCAAAAAGUUGGGAAGUUUAAUGGAUGCAGAAGUACGAAAAAUAAUUACUCAAGCUUAUAAAACGACAGAUAAGUUACUAAAUGACAACAAAGAUAAAUUAGUGACAUUGGCUGAAGCAUUACUAACAAAAGAGACUUUGACGUAUAAGGAUAUAGAAGCACUAAUUGGACCACCACCGUUUGGAAAAAAGGACAUUACGGACUUAGAAGAUUAUAUUCCUGGAGUAGAAUGAACAAAACCAAGGAAAAACUAUACUUGGAUAGAUAUGUACUAUACUAAUCAAUAAUACAAGAAAUGAUUUUAACACA
Molecule: messenger RNA, 2562 nt
Organism: Ceratina calcarata
Lineage: Eukaryota; Metazoa; Arthropoda; Insecta; Hymenoptera; Apidae
Gene: Spg7
Product: SPG7 matrix AAA peptidase subunit, paraplegin
Exons: 9
Coding region: 240-2486 (748 amino acids)
Biological process (GO): mitochondrial protein processing
Cellular component (GO): m-AAA complex
Molecular function (GO): ATP binding; ATP-dependent peptidase activity; ATP hydrolysis activity
Source: RefSeq, a predicted model, not a curated record